Molecule: messenger RNA, 797 nt
Organism: Chara braunii
Lineage: Eukaryota; Viridiplantae; Streptophyta; Charophyceae; Charales; Characeae
Source: the annotation of a GenBank genome assembly
CCGUGUGUUUCUUGUGGGUUUGACUUUGAACGCAAUGGGACAGAUCAUGGGACCGAGCGGCAGUGGGAAGACUUCCUUGUUGCGGGCAAUCGCGGGACUCUGGCGAGCGGGCAAGGGGACGAUUCGGCGACACAUAGCCGUCGAUGAUCCGUCCAAUGCACGACGACAUAACGAGAGCGGUUCGACGAGCGAGGUCGCUGGCGAUCGACAGCUCGCAGCCGCACGCGUUCUCGACCCAUCGAGAGCGGAGGCUAAGAAGGGAGAGGCGGAUCGUCGAGAGAGGGGGUCGGAAAGGAGAGAAAGCAGCAGCUCAAGAGGACUGGUGUUCUUCCUUCCUCAGAGGCCGUACAUGGUUCUUGGGACCCUUAGGCAGCAGCUUCUGUACCCCACCUGGAGCAGUAAUCCUACGUCCAAGGGGGACGAAUCUUUCUCAACAAUGCAAAGUAUUUUUUCAACGGCAAAGGGAAAUGACAAAGGUUUUCCUGGAGAUGAAGAACAAGCAGAGUGGAAGGGGGCUCAGGGAAAAUGCCCGUCCGACGACGACUUGAAAGUAGUGCUGCGGCGAGUGAUGCUAGAACCGCUGCUGGAUCGGUACGAUGGUCUGGAUUCGAAUGUCGAUUGGGCGAGCGUACUCUCCUUGGGCGAGCAGCAGCGGCUAGCCUUUGGCCGUCUACUCCUGUCGCCAGCACGAUUGGCACUUAUGGACGAGUCCACCAGUGCUCUUGAUGCCGAGAAUGAGGUUCGCUGUCUUCCAUAAACUCACCCUUCCAUCCAUUCAAUACCCCCCCCCCCUUCCC